Messenger RNA from Bombus huntii, 2389 nucleotides. RefSeq names its product PTB domain-containing engulfment adapter protein 1-like. NCBI's taxonomy places the organism in Eukaryota, Metazoa, Arthropoda, Insecta, Hymenoptera, Apidae. The record is from RefSeq and is a predicted model, not a curated record. Bases 644 to 2026 code for a protein of 460 amino acids. The transcript is spliced from 9 exons.
AGCGACGGAAAGGCGCACCAUUGCCCGGCUUCUAUUCCGGUGUACGAUACGGCUCAUAUAGGGCUCGUACAGCGAACCACGGCAACAACCGGCGCACGAUACACGCGGACCGGGCAAUCGCUUUGGUUCGACCUCUUUGUGGCUACGUGGGAGGAAUAGGAAGUCGUGCAUUAAAUCCGAACCUCCACCUUUCAACGCUUAAACGCUUCUCAAAUAGAAUGUACAGGAUACCGGCGCGAACCGGCACGCUCUGCGCACAAAAGCGAGAUCGUGAUUGCGCUCAUUUUUCAGUUAACACACCGAGGAAUUCUCCUUCUUUCUCGUUAGCCUCAUUCCGCUCGAGUUGCUUCGAAACUAGCCGUUCGUUCGAUCGAAACAGACCGCGCGUUAGAAAAGAAAGCAGCAACCCUUUGGAAAUUUCAGCAGUGGAGUGUGGCUGCGCGACGAAACGAUCGAGGCGUGGCUGCGACGUCCGAUAACGAUCCGGGUUACUGCUGAUAAUACGUAUCGCUAUAAGAUAUAUAAGGAUACACCGAACCAAAGUUCUCGCGGCUUGUUCGAGUUGUUCGAGUAACGCGCCGACGCGCGUUUGAUCCAAUUGAAUCGGUAUCGGUGAAUAGGUGAAAAUUAAAGAACCGACGAUAUGAGAAACUCAACGUUAUUGAAAUGGGCGCAGAACUCGGCCAACAGUAAAAAUCAAACCAGCAAGAAUGGAACGAAUAGGAAUUGGAUACACCCACCAGAUGCGCUCCAAAAAGGCCACAUCGCCUACUUAGUCAAGUAUCUGGGCAGCACAGAAGUGGAUCAGCCUAAAGGCAUCGAGGUUGUUAAAGAAGCUAUUUGUAAACUCAAGUUUAAUCAACAGUUGAGGAAAAGCGAAGGGACGAAAACACCUAAGGUGGAACUGACCAUAAGCAUCGACGGAGUUGCAAUUCAGGAACCGAAAACGAAAACAUCGGCAAAACGAAUUAUGCACCAAUAUCCACUACAUAGAAUAUCGUACUGUGCUGAUGAUAAAGGCGAGAAAAAGUUCUUCAGCUUUAUCGCGAAAGAGGAAGACGCCGAGAGGCAUACGUGCUUCGUCUUCGUUAGCGAUAAAUUAGCUGAAGAGAUCACGUUGACGAUUGGCCAAGCCUUUGACUUGGCCUACAGGCGGUUCUUAGAAACAUCGGGCAAAGAUUUGGAAACGCAAAGGCGCUGCAUGGUACUGCAGCAAAAGAUAAAACGAUUGGAACACGAGAAUAACGUAUAUCGCCAGCGGUUACAGGACAUAGCUGCUAUCAAAGGAUCGGCUGAUGUGUCAGCAUACUUGUCGCAACACAAUCUUCCGGAUAUUCUGCACGUGCCUGGCGCCACGAACGAAACAACGCAUGUAAAUGGAUUGGCAAAUAAAUCUUCCCUUGGUAAUAUAAACGACAGUAAUGGGAAUACCUCGAAUGGAUCGCAGCAACCACCUCCGGUUCCUCCAAGGAGUUUCGAGAAAACGUUCGACGAUAACUUUAUGGGGAGCGAACCUACGCCAACACCGUCGGUUGGUACCAAAUUGGAAGGGCUGUUGAUGGACGAAUUCGAGGAGGAUUUCAACCCGAGGGCAUACGAAACUGCAACAGCAAAUGGUUUGACAAAUCAUCAAUCCAGUCACAACAAUCUUCUAAAUGGUCAAGUGUCCUCCAACUCCAACUUUUUCUCACAAAGCAAUGGCACUACAAGUCCUCCGCCAUUAUUGGCCCCUCCACCGAAAGCGAAGGAUUCCAGACGUCAAAAUGGGCUGAAAGAAGAUUUAUUUGGUAGUAUUCCCUUCAAUCCCACACCAUCCGUUAACGCAAAAAAUGAAUUCAAUGAUCCAUUUGAAAUGGGCGAAUUCGGAGCUACAACGGCGAUUUCUAAUCCUAGCCAACAAGAAUUAGAAAAUGCGAUUGGUCUUUUAGAUAAGAAGCUGCUCGAAAUGAAGGAUGGUUUUAGUAGAGGUCUGUCGAUCGAUACUGAUGACUUUUCGUUGGAAAGUUUGGAUCCGUUGCGAAAUUGAAUCAAAUCGAGAGUUCUUUUGGAAAGAAGAAGGCAAUUCGUUCGUUAUCGUAUGUUCGUUCGAAAGCUUGAAGGUCCGGGAAAUGAAUAGGCAAAUUAGGAACAUACAUCUUUGCGAAACCAAAAUUAGUCAAUUACUAUUAUAAUUAUGUUAAUCAUAUAUUUAUCGUAAUAUUUGAUAUUUAUCAUAUGCCUACUGAAUAUCAAUAGUAGCUUUAGUCUCGACGCCAAACACUGCAGAGACUUUGUUGUUAGGCAUAGGAAAAGCAUAGGAAAACAAAUGGUAUUAUAGAUACUCGUAUAAUAUCUUUAUAUAUACAUAUAUAUUAAUACUGUUUGUUUCUUUUCUUUUUUUUUUUUUUUU